GGGCGGUUGCGAUCGGCUUUGCCGGUUCAGCCGCAUGCGGAGGCUUGCACGCGAAGCCAGCUGACCUUUCUUGCACCGUUCAUCGCAGUCACAUGCGCCAACGCGGUCAAUGUCCGGUCCCGCGAUACGUUUUGUGGCUUCCAAGUCCGCAAAGAACUGCACAGGAGUCAUUCAAUUGCUGUGUCAUGUCAAGCCUGGGGUUAGUGCGCACCGCGAAGGCAUCGCAGCGGUCUCUGAUGACCGCAUUGAGAUAUGCGUUGCCGCUCAACCGAAAGAAGGACAGGCGAACAGGGCGGUGAGGGAAGUCAUUGCUGAUGCGCUUCGAGUUGCCAAGUCUGAUGUUCAAGUUAUCAAAGGCAUGAAGAGUAGGGAAAAGACUGUAGCUGUUUGGACAAGCACAAAAGGCACAGCUGAAGAGGAAGUCAAUCGCAUCAGAGCAGUAUUGGAAGGCAAAGAAUAAAAGUCGAAGAAUCGUGUCAAGGCAUUACUAUUAUAUUACUUUUGUGCCCGGGUCAUUAAGGAGCGUCAUAUGUACAGCAUGGG
This is a messenger RNA of Alternaria rosae, 543 nucleotides long. RefSeq lists its product as uncharacterized. Lineage: Eukaryota; Fungi; Ascomycota; Dothideomycetes; Pleosporales; Pleosporaceae. The transcript has a single exon. The record is from RefSeq and is a predicted model, not a curated record. Gene Ontology annotation, cellular component: cytoplasm. Bases 110 to 460 code for a protein of 116 amino acids.